AUGCCCCCAUCAAUCGAAGAGGAAAUUGGCUUCAAUUGGUUCCUCCUCUCCGGAUUUCUCUUUGCCCCGACGACGGCCACUCCGCUCCUCAGGUAUCCGCUCGCGGCCUGCAGCUUUCGGAUAGGCGCUCCGGCUGGGUUUCUCGCCGAGGUGAGACCGCGCCUCUGCCGCCGCCAACUGCCGAUGCCUCUGCCGCGCCUCUGCCGUCACUAUCCGUCUCUCCAGGGUGAUACAUCUCAGCCAGCGACGCUAGCUCCGCUUCUGCUCCCGCUUCUCCAGUUUCCGGCGGCCCCCACCAUUCGGUUAUGCACUACAGAAGUGAGAGCGUGUCUCUGCCGGCACCGACCACGACUCCUCGAUUGUUCUUUCGUUGAUAUGUACAGCGACCACGUCUUUUGCUUGCUAUAUCACGAGAUGUGUUUCCGCCACUGUUGCGGGAAAAUUAUUGUAAUCUAUUCCAGGAGAAGGAAGGCCUUGACCAGUUCUCAACGGGGACUGGUGGAUAUGUAUGUUUGGGCAGUCAAUGGGAGUAGCCUGUUCAGGAUCUAUCUAGAUGAGAGUACUGGAGACUCUUCAAGAUUGCAUCGUGCGAUUUAUAGCCAAAGCACAUAUUCGCUCAUGGAGUUGAAGCAACUCAGGCCUGCCUCGAAGCACGAGUUGUUUAGGGAGAUUGUGUAUGGGAGCAAACUGGUGGUCGACAACUCGAAGUUGUUGAUUUGUGAGAUUCGUGGCCAGCUGCAAAACAGACCCGACAAAGAUAUAAUUGGAUUAUGA
Molecule: messenger RNA, 774 nt
Organism: Striga hermonthica
Lineage: Eukaryota; Viridiplantae; Streptophyta; Magnoliopsida; Lamiales; Orobanchaceae
Source: the annotation of a GenBank genome assembly